This is a messenger RNA of Benincasa hispida (wax gourd), 2331 nucleotides long. Lineage: Eukaryota; Viridiplantae; Streptophyta; Magnoliopsida; Cucurbitales; Cucurbitaceae. The record is from RefSeq and is a predicted model, not a curated record.
UUCGAAUUUGUCUUCAAAUCGCCGAGUCGAGAUAAUAAUAAUAAAUUAAAAAAAUGGAUGAAUCCCGCCGCCGUGACAGCCUGGUAAGCGGCAUUAAUGUUGGAAUCGGAUCAAGUUUCUGCUUCACCCGCAGCCAUUUUUGCUUCUCUCUACCUCCUCAAAGCGCCAGUUGGGCUCUCGAUUUCACAUAAAAUUCCGUUUCCGGCGCCGGCGUUGAAGAGGAGGACUUAGUAGCAAAAAGAAUCGUUGACGAACAACGGGGAAUUGUUUGCAGACCCAAGUGAAAGAAAUGGGUUCUGAAGGACCAGCUGGGGUUACCAUUAACGUGACUGGAUUUAAGAAGUUUCAUGGGGUGGCUGAAAAUCCUACCGAGGCCAUCGUCAAUGACUUGAAGGCCUUUGUAGACGAAACAGGGUUGCCUGCUGGUGUCACUCUUGGAAGUUGUACAGUUCUUGAGGCUGCUGGAGAUGGAGCUCUUCCAAUUCUUUACAAUGUUUUGGAAUCUGGUAUCUCAAAUGUGGCAGACACUAAGAAAGUCAUAUGGCUUCACUUGGGGGUCAAUAGUGGUUCAGCGAGGUUUGCUAUUGAAUGGCAAGCUGUGAAUGAAGCUACUUUCCGAUAUGCAGACGAACUCGGAUGGCAACCUCAGAAACUUCCAAUAGUCUCCCAGGAUGGGGAAAUCUCAAUGAUUAGAAAGACACCCUGCUCGGCUCUGGCGAUCUUAGAGAAGUUGAAGGCGAAAAGCUACAACGUGAUAUUAUCAGAGGAUGCGGGAAGUAUCCUGCCUGAUACCGACAUUGACAUGAUUAAAGAACUUGAAAGUUUCGACAUUGAGGAAGAGGACGACUAUACGGUGCAUUCGUACACGGUCCCAGUUUGGAGAAGUGAGCGUGGGAGCAAGGUUCUGAUGAAUGUGGAUAGUUUCGACGCGGUGGGAGAUGGAGUUACAGAUGAUACUAUGGCUUUCAGGAAGGCAUGGGAGACUGCCUGCAGCACUUCAAAAUCAGUUCUUUUGGUGCCAAAAGAAAGGAGAUAUCUGGUGAAUGCAACCACUUUUGAAGGGCCAUGCAAAGAUGGUAUGGUAAUCCAGAUUGAAGGAACAAUAGUUGCACCAGAUGAACCAGAGCUAUGGGAUCCAAAGCUUUGGCGGCAAUGGCUGGCAUUUACAAAACUAAAUGCAGCUACCUUUCAAGGAGAUGGAGUUAUCGAUGGCUCCGGUGAGAAAUGGUGGACAGAAUCCUGCAAAAAGAACAAGUCCAGGCCUUGCAAAGGAGCACCAACAGCAUUAACCAUCGACUCAAGUUCAAAUAUAAGAGUAAAAGGCCUUACCAUUCAGAACAGCCAACAGAUCCAUUUCACCAUUGCGCGGUCUGAGACUGUUCGAAUUACAGAGGUUAGAGUCUCAGCUCCAGGAGAUAGCCCCAAUACUGACGGGAUCCACAUCACACAAUCAACUAAUGUUGUAGUUCAAAAUUGCAAGAUUUCAACAGGUGAUGACUGCAUCUCCAUUGUCAAUGCUAGCUCUGGCAUCAAGAUGAAGGGAAUAUCAUGUGGACCAGGACACGGGAUCAGCAUAGGAAGUUUAGGGAAAGACUACUCCACUGGCAUUGUGUCAAAGGUGGUGUUAGACACAGCCUUCCUCAGAGAAACAACAAAUGGUGUUAGAAUCAAGACUUGGCAGGGAGGUUCUGGAUAUGUUCGUUCUGUACGAUUCGAAAAUGUGAGAAUGGAAGAUGUUGAGAACCCCAUUAUCAUCGAUCAGUUCUACUGUGACUCUCCUACUACUUGUGAAACUCAGACAUCUGCUGUGAAAAUAAGCCAAAUCAUGUAUCGGAACAUAAGUGGAACCACAACGAGCAAGAACGCGAUCAAAUUCGCCUGUAGCGACAGCGUUCCAUGCAGCAACAUAAUUCUAAGCAAUGUCAACUUGGAGAAAACAGAUGGAACAGUGGAGACCUAUUGUCACGCCGCUCAAGGCUUUGGAUUUGGCAUUGUGCACCCAUCGGCAGACUGCUUAACUUCCAGUGACAACGUCACAGCUUCAGAUCAGAUCCAAGUUCUGGCGCUGGAGGCAGUGCAAAUCCCUACUGAGCAGCACAUUGUUCACACUGAGCUCUGAGCUCGUAAUCCUGUCUAUCUAAACUAAACUACUAAGGGGAUCAUAUUUUGGUAGAGCUUGGUUUUCAGGUGACCAACUCAGGAAAUAUUUGUAGCAUAUAUUUACAUAGCAUACACAAUUAUACCUACCCUUUUGGAAUCUAAAUAGAAAUAUAGACUAUGAAGUAAAUGAUUGUACUAUUGCUAGAAGAAAAUAUACAUAUUUCGAGUUUA